AUGGAAAACCCAUCACAUUCCGUCUGUCUCAUUGAAAAUGCGAUCGACAGACUAAUCGAGUAUGGUGACAGGAUUCAUUCAGCCUAUCGUAAGAAUCAUCCCGAGAUCCUAAAACACAAGCUUGAAGCUUCGACCUCACGUCUUCAAAAAGAUACGCGGUCAACACACUCUCAAACGUCUGUGAAGCCGACAAGCGUUUCUGAGUACAGUACGACGACUGAGAAGACCAUUGAUGUUUAUUCUUGUGGAUCUAAGGGAAGCCGAAGAAGCGGACGUACUCCCGAGAGAGCAGCGGAAAGUAGUGAAAAAGAGAUAGUGAACAAUUACUUGUAUACAGUGACUAAAGGCGGUAGAAGAUGUACUAUUCCUGGAAAGAUGUACUCACGCCGCCUUCCAGACUCCUGGGUUGCCCUACGUUUCGUACUCUACGACGAGGAUGGCGAAGAACUGCUUAACCUGAACACGGAGAUCAAAGGUCAAUCUCUCAGAAAUACGAUGGUGAACGGAAAGCCCACGGAACUUGUAAACUUCACAGAAAGUCAUGGAGCAUACAGGGCUCAUUUCAUAUCCACAUGGCAUUUUUUCUUCGCACGAAAUGCCGUUCCAGUCCAAUUGACUGAUUCGAUUGCCAAGAUGUUGGAUAGCUCAGCUCUGGAUGGAAUCGGGUGGAAAGUUCGAGGAGACUUUGUUCCGCCCGAAUCGCACGAGCGAGGCCCGUUUUUUCCCCGGCUUCGCCUCAUAUUUGAUAUGGUGCCUAUGUUUAUAAGAGCUGCAAUUUUCACAGCGAAACAAUGGCUACAAAACGAAGGAGUAUUCAUUAAUAUUUUUUCUCAAAUGAAGCAUAACUGUUACACGGGUGUUCCUAUAGGUGGUAUCGGAAGUGGUUCUAUCGGAACAGAUUUUCGUGGUGCUUUUAAUAAAUUCUCUAUAAUUCCCGGAAUCAAGGAACAAAGUGAAGAUAACAUUAAAGCUAAUCAAUUUAUUCUCACCGUUCAUAAAGCUGCUACCUCCGAACUAGUGUUUCAAUCUUUACUGUCUACAGCAGACUUCAGUGGCACUAUAUUAUCCAGUUGGACAUCUUAUAUCCGGAGUGAGAACACUAGGUAUCGAGGGCUCUUUCCUCGAGCAUGGCGAGAGAUACGAAUCCCUGAGAUUGGGUUGACGCUAAUAUGUGAGCAAGUAUCUCCUGUCCUUCCUCAUAACUAUGAGGAUACGUCGUUUCCUGUCUGUAAUUUUCACUGGACAGUAAUAAACACUAGUGGGACUAAUUAUAUAGUGUCGUUGACCUUUACUUUCCGCAACGGAACUGGGAAUACAAAAUGGGAACAGGAAGGCAAAUGCAGCGCGGAGCUCUUGCAAACGUCAGCAGGAAAAGGUGUGAAGCUUGACCACACGAUAAACUCAAUGCCAACAACAUUUGUCAUUGCCGGAGAACAGAUGGUUGACAAUGAAAUUAGUUGCACGACAUUCAAUCCCUCUUCGAAAACGGGUGAAUACAUAUGGGAUAGUUUAAAGAGUUCAGGAACACUAUCCGCAGAAUUCUCGUCAGAUACAGAGUUAGGAAUUGCUGUUUCUUCGCGUUUUGAUCUGCAUAGUUCAUCAUCAAAACGUUCUACAUUCUCUCUUGUUUGGUUCAUGCCGGUGGUGCACUUUGGAGGCAAAUCAAGAUCACACAAGAGAUUUUACACACGGUUUUUUGGAAAUGAAGAGGAGUCUGUGGAAAAAAUAAUCUCCAGUGCAAUGAGGAAAGGAGAAGAGUGGCGAAUGGAGAUAGAGAAAUGGCAACAACCUGUUGUUGAUGACAAAUCGCUGCCAGAAUGGUAUAGAUCUGCACUUUUCAAUGAACUAUAUUAUGUUGUGGACGGUGCUAGUAUGUGGUUCGAAUACGAUUCCUCUUGGAACGAUGUUGAAAAGAUCGAUCCUCUCACCACCAAACAACUUCGGAGAUUUGGAAGAUUCGCUUGGGAAUAUCUGAUGGUCAAUACGUACGAUGUUCACUUCUAUGCCAGUUGGGCCUUUAUCAAAAACUGGCCUCAAUUGGAACUGUCUAUCCAGAUGGAUUUUUGCGACCAGCUGAAUCGUACGGAUAUGAGAACGACAACAAGUUUGAAAGACGGUCAGAAAAUGGAAGUCAAAACCCAUUCUCGUAUUCCUCACGAUCUUGGAAACCCGCUGGGAGAGCCUUGGAGUGAGACGAACGCCUAUAUUCUGCACGAUACAGCACACUGGCGGGAUCUCAAUCUAAAGUUUGUUCUCAUUUGUUGGAGAGACUACAAAUUGUUAGUUGAGAAUAAUUACGACCGAGAAAGUGCUGCAAAAGUUCUGAGUUACUUCUACAAGCAAAGUGAAACUAUUAUUCGAAAUGCACUGAGUGAAUGGGAUAAGGAUGGGGACGGAAUGAUUGAAAAUUCGGGAACUGCUGAUCAAACAUACGACGUGUGGACGAUGAGUGGCACCAGUGCAUACUGUGGCUCUCUUUGGCUGGCAGCGUUAAGUUCGAUUUCUUGUAUGGCUGGAGAGCUCGGUAGGAAAGGGUCUCAGCAGUUUUUCGAAGAUGUGCUCACUCGAGCGAAACAAGCGUUCAUAAACAAACUAUGGAAUGGAAGGUAUUUCAAAUUCGACGAGUCAUCUUCGAAUGAAGGAGUGAUUAUGGCCGAUCAAUUAUGUGGGAUAUGGUUCCUUACUAUGAUGCAACAGAAUGAAAUCAUCUCAGGGGACCAGGUCCUGUCUGCGUUGAAGAUGAUACAUGCAUACAAUGUGCAGCAAUUUGCGUCUGGAAAAAUGGGUCCUGUGAACGGAAUAUAUGAGGAUGGAUCAGUAGACAUCUCGAGUAUACAAAGCGAAGAGGUUUGGACAGGAACAGGCUACAGUUUAGCAUCAUUCCUAAUUGCAAAGGGCAAACGCAAGGAAGGAUUUGACACUGCUAGAGGAAUAUUCGAGACUUGCUGGAACCGAGUGGGCCUUCAGUACCAAACACCAGAAGCAAUCUAUGAGGAAAAGUACUACCGUGCAAUUGGAUAUAUGCGCCCGUUAGCAAUUUGGGCGAUUCACCAUGCAUUGCAAAUGCAGACAGCUUAG
Messenger RNA from Necator americanus (New World hookworm), 3078 nucleotides. RefSeq lists its product as uncharacterized. Lineage: Eukaryota; Metazoa; Nematoda; Chromadorea; Rhabditida; Ancylostomatidae. Gene Ontology annotation, molecular function: beta-glucosidase activity; glucosylceramidase activity. Gene Ontology annotation, cellular component: membrane. The record is from RefSeq and is a predicted model, not a curated record. The transcript has 28 exons. Gene Ontology annotation, biological process: carbohydrate metabolic process; glucosylceramide catabolic process. Bases 1 to 3078 code for a protein of 1025 amino acids.